AUGAUACAUAUGCUAAACGCAGCAGCCUAUCGGGUGAAAUGGACCAGAUCCGGCGCUGCUAAGAGGGCUGCCUGCCUGGUGGCUGCGGCAUAUGCUCUGAAAACCCUCUAUCCCAUCAUUGGCAAGCGUUUAAAGCAGUCUGGCCACAGGAAGGAAGAAGCAGCAGCUUAUCCGCCUGCAGAGAACAGAGAAAUACUGCAUUGCACAGAGAUCGGCUGUAAAAAGCCUGCGCCGGGACUGAAUGCAGAUUUUUUCAAACAGCUACUAGAACUUCGGAAAAUCCUCUUUCCAAAACUUGUGACCAUUGAAACAGGGUGGCUCUGCCUCCAUUCGGUGGCUCUAAUCUCAAGAACAUUUCUUUCUAUCUAUGUGGCCGGUCUGGAUGGAAAAAUCGUGAAAAGCAUCGUGGAAAAGAAGCCUCGGAGUUUCGUCAUCAAGUUAAUCAAGUGGCUUAUGAUUGCCAUUCCUGCCACCUUUGUCAACAGCGCUAUCAGGUACCUGGAGUGCAAACUGGCUUUGGCCUUCAGAACUCGCUUAGUAGACCAUGCCUACGAAACCUAUUUUGCAAAUCAGACUUAUUAUAAGGUGAUAAAUAUGGAUGGAAGGCUGGCCAACCCUGACCAAUCCCUUACUGAAGACAUUAUGAUGUUCUCACAAUCUGUCGCUCACUUGUAUUCCAACCUUACCAAGCCUAUUUUAGAUGUAAUCCUAACUUCCUAUACUCUCAUCCGGACUGCUACGUCCAGAGGAGCGAGCCCAAUAGGGCCCACGCUGCUAGCCGGACUUGUGGUCUACGCCACGGCUAAAGUGCUGAAAGCUUGCUCUCCUAAAUUUGGCACACUAGUGGCUGAGGAAGCUCAUAGGAAAGGCUAUCUGCGGUACAUUCACUCCAGAAUCAUAGCCAACGUGGAAGAAAUUGCCUUCUACAGAGGACAUAAGGUAGAAAUGAAGCAACUGCAGAAGAGUUACAAGGCUUUAGCUUAUCAGAUGAACCUUAUUUUAUCCAAGCGUUUAUGGUACAUCAUGAUAGAACAGUUCUUGAUGAAGUAUGUGUGGAGCAGCUGCGGACUAAUUAUGGUGGCUAUCCCUAUUAUCACUGCAACAGGCUUUGCAGAUGGUGAUCUGGAGGAUGGCCCAAAGCAGGCAAUGGUUAGCGAUCGGACAGAAGCUUUCACCACUGCCCGGAAUUUAUUGGCCUCUGGAGCUGACGCUAUUGAAAGAAUUAUGUCUUCAUACAAAGAGAUCACUGAACUAGCAGGCUAUACUGCUAGAGUCUACAAUAUGUUCUGGGUCUUUGAUGAAGUGAAAAGAGGCAUUUAUAAGAGAAAUGUCACUCAGGAGCCUGACCAGCAUAGCAAGAGUGGAGGGAUCGUGGAGCUACCCCUCAGUGACACCCUAGCAAUUAAAGGAACAGUUAUUGAUGUGGAUCACGGAAUCAUUUGUGAAAAUGUGCCCAUAAUUACACCAGCAGGAGAAGUGGUGGCUUCAAGGCUAAACUUCAAAGUAGAAGAAGGGAUGCAUCUUUUGAUAACUGGUCCCAAUGGUUGUGGGAAAAGCUCUCUGUUCAGAAUCUUAAGUGGGCUGUGGCCUGUGUAUGAAGGAGUCCUCUAUAAACCACCUCCCCAACACAUGUUCUAUAUUCCACAGAGGCCAUACAUGUCUCUUGGAAGUCUGCGUGAUCAAGUCAUUUAUCCCGACUCUGUGGAGGACAUGCACGAGAAAGGUUACACUGACCGAGACCUAGAAGGCAUUCUACACAGCGUCCACCUCUACCACAUCGUUCAAAGAGAAGGAGGAUGGGAUGCUGUUAUGGACUGGAAAGAUGUCCUAUCGGGAGGGGAAAAGCAGAGGAUGGGAAUGGCCCGGAUGUUCUAUCAUAAACCAAAGUACGCCUUGCUGGAUGAAUGUACCAGCGCCGUGAGCAUUGAUGUGGAAGGAAAGAUCUUUCAGGCUGCUGUGGGAGCUGGGAUUUCCUUACUGUCCAUAACACACAGACCUUCUCUGUGGAAAUACCACACUCACUUGUUACAAUUUGAUGGCGAAGGAGGUUGGCGCUUUGAACAGCUGGACACUGCUAUCCGUUUAACAUUAAGUGAAGAAAAACAAAAGUUAGAGUCUCAACUGGCUGGAAUUCCCAAAAUGCAACAGAGACUCAAUGAACUUUGUAAAAUUUUGGGAGAAGACUCGGUGCUGAAAACAAACCAAAAAGAAGAGGACACACCCUAA
Messenger RNA from Arvicola amphibius (Eurasian water vole), 2226 nucleotides. RefSeq names its product ATP binding cassette subfamily D member 2 (gene Abcd2). The coding region runs from base 1 to 2226 and encodes 741 amino acids. Lineage: Eukaryota; Metazoa; Chordata; Mammalia; Rodentia; Cricetidae. Gene Ontology annotation, biological process: fatty acid beta-oxidation; very long-chain fatty acid catabolic process; long-chain fatty acid import into peroxisome. The record is from RefSeq and is a predicted model, not a curated record. Gene Ontology annotation, cellular component: peroxisomal membrane. The transcript is spliced from 10 exons. Gene Ontology annotation, molecular function: ATP hydrolysis activity; ABC-type transporter activity; ATP binding.